Spinacia oleracea (spinach) is the source of this 2793-nucleotide messenger RNA. RefSeq lists its product as uncharacterized. Gene Ontology annotation, molecular function: nucleic acid binding; RNA-DNA hybrid ribonuclease activity. The record is from RefSeq and is a predicted model, not a curated record. The transcript is spliced from 2 exons. Bases 1 to 2793 code for a protein of 930 amino acids. NCBI's taxonomy places the organism in Eukaryota, Viridiplantae, Streptophyta, Magnoliopsida, Caryophyllales, Amaranthaceae. Gene Ontology annotation, biological process: DNA integration.
AUGCGAGAUCUCAUGGUGGAUUUCCUAAUCAUUAAAGUACCAGCGGCCUACAAUGUGAUCAUCGGUCGCCCAUUCAUACAUGACGUGCAGGCGGUAGUCUCCACCUAUCACUUGACAAUGAUAUAUAUGUCGAACCUGGAAAGGCCGGCAAAGAUAAGGGGAAGUCAGUUGGCGGCAAGGUCCUGCUACUUGACUGCUUUGAGAACACCGGGAAGAAUGGUCCCAGAAGUGAACUUGACUACUGAGCCGGCAAGGCAAGAGGUACACUUGACUACUAAGCCGGCAAGACAAGAACAACUGUCAAAAAGGAAGAGCUGCACAAAAAGGGGUCGAACCGACCUGAACAUGGAACACUUUGAUGAAAGGCCGGUAUCAGCACCAAGACCAACGCCAGAUGGUCUGACAGAAAAUAUCGAGCUGGAGGUUGGAGACAUGGAUAGAACAGUCGUGAUCGGUACAGAAAUGGGGAGUGACAUGAAGGUUAACCUCAUAAGCUUGCUGAGGGAGCACGCGGACAUCUUCGCAUUCUCGGCGGAUGAGAUGCCUGGUAUUGAUCCAGAGAUAAUGGUCCACCGGUUAAACGCCGACAGAAAUGUCAGGCCUGUACGGCAGAAAAAACGUAAUUUCUCCAUGGAAAAAAUGACAGCAAUACAAGAAGAGGUGGAUAAACUGCUGGCGGCAGGUUUUAUUGAGUCAUGUGACUACCCUGAAUGGCUGGUAGACUCCACUAGCGGUCAUGCAAUGCUCAGUUUCCUAGAUGCUUUCUCAGGGUAUCAUCAAGUCAGCCUGCAUAAAUCAGACAGGAAGAAGGCGGCCUUUAUCACGGAUUCAGGAGUUUUCUGUUAUAAGGCGAUGCCGUUCGGGUUGAAAAAUGCAGGGGCAACAUAUCAAAGGCUGGUUGACAAGGUGUUUGCCGACCAAAAAGGCAGAAACGUGGAGGUCUAUGUAGAUGACUCUAUCGUAAAAAGCCGGAAGGAGGAGGAUCAUGUUAGCGACCUCCGAGAAACUUUUGAAACUUUGAGAAAAUACAGGAUGAAAUUAAACCCAAAAAAAUGCGUCUUCGGAGUAAGGUCGGGAAAAUUCCUGGGUUUCUUGGUCAGCGAGCGUGGCAUAGACGCUAACCCUGAAAAAGUAGAAGCAAUCAUCAGUCUGCCGCAACCCAAAAGCGUAAAAGACAUACAGCGGUUGACAGGAAAAAUGGCCGCCUUAAACAGAUUUGUGAGCAAGUCGGCAGAUAAGCAAAUGCCCUUCUUCACAACCCUGAGGCAAAACAAGAAGUUCAAAUGGGGGCCGGCAGAGCAAGAGGCUUUUGAAGCUCUAAAAAGUCACUUAAAGAACCUGCCAACAAUAGCAAGGGCAAAAGAGGGCGGCAAAUUACAACUGUACAUAUCGGCGUCGCCAAAAACAGUUGCAGCAGUACUGGUAGCCGAAACAGAAAACAAAGGGCAGCAGCCGGUAUAUUUUGUGAGCCAUGUGCUAAACGGCCCAGAAACAAGGUACACGUUGGUGGAAAAAAUGGCAUAUGCAGUCCUCAUCGCGGCUAGAAAGUUAAGACCAUACUUUGAUGCGCAUACAAUCGAAGUGCUAACAAACUUUCCUCUCGAAAAAGCCAUCAGCAAGCUAGAUACAUCAGGCCGGUUGCUAAAAUGGGCAAUAGAGUUGUCUGAGUUUGACUUGGAAUUCCGGCCAAGAACUGCAAUCAAAGCCCAGGCAUUGGCGGACUUCAUAGUUGAAGCGUCAUACCAAGAAGAUGAAGUACAAGCUGAAGUAUGGGAUGUGUCAGUGGAUGGUUCAGCUGCACAGACAGGCAGUGGGGCUGGAAUAAUCAUGAAAUCGCCAACAGGAGACAUUUUUGAGUAUGCUAUAAAGUUUACGUUCAACGCGUCAAAUAACGAGGCAGAAUACGAGGCAGCAAUUGCCGGCAUCCAAAUGUGCCUCGCAGCAGAUGCCAAAAGAGUAAUACUGACAACAGACUCCCAGCUGGUAGCAAGUCAAUUCAGCGGAGAAUAUGAGGCCAAAGAACCUUCAAUGGUCAAAUACCUGGAGAAGUUGAGGUCGGUGUCGGCUCAGCUAGAGAAAUUCAGCAUUAAUCUGGUACCCCGAGCAGAAAACACACUGGCAGACGCCCUAUCAAAGUUAGCAAGUUCAAAUGUCGCCGGCUUGAAAAGAACAGUCAUGAUGGAAGUCAUGAAUAAGCGAAGUACGGAGUCGGAGGUAAUACGGGUCAUGGCCAUCACAACUACCUCAGAAUGGUACGAUAAUAUCCAAACAUACAUACAGACUGGAGCCCUACCAGCAGAUUUGGCAGAGGCCAAAAAGACAAGAAGGGACUCGGUUUGGUACAUCAUCCUGUGGGGACGGUUGUACAAAAAGUCAUUUAGCCUGCCAUUCUUAAGGUGCCUGACAGCAUUCGAGUCAGCAAGGCUGAUCGAAGAGAUGCACGAAGGAACAUGUGGGAACCAUGCCGGUGGAAAACCCCUUGCCAUCAUCUGUCAAAGGCAAGGCUAUUACUGGCCAACAAUGUUAGAAGAUUGUCGAGCUUAUGUAAAAAAGUGCGAGAAAUGUCAAAAGUUUUCAGCUGUGAUAAACUUGCCGGCCAGUGAUUUGAUGCCCAUUCUGAACCCAAUCCCAUUCGCACAAUGGGGAAAGGAUAUUGUUGGACCAUUCCCAAUGGCGGCUGGAGGGCGCAAGUUCUUAAUAGUAGCAGUGGACUACUUCACCAAGUGGAUAGAAGCAGAGCCGGUAGCAAAAAUAACGGCAAACCAGGUGAAAAGUUCAUAUGGAAAAAUAUAA